Messenger RNA from Castor canadensis (American beaver), 3849 nucleotides. RefSeq names its product methylenetetrahydrofolate dehydrogenase, cyclohydrolase and formyltetrahydrofolate synthetase 1 (gene Mthfd1). Gene Ontology annotation, cellular component: cytosol. Gene Ontology annotation, molecular function: methylenetetrahydrofolate dehydrogenase (NADP+) activity; ATP binding; formate-tetrahydrofolate ligase activity. Lineage: Eukaryota; Metazoa; Chordata; Mammalia; Rodentia; Castoridae. Gene Ontology annotation, biological process: tetrahydrofolate interconversion. The record is from RefSeq and is a predicted model, not a curated record.
ACACGUGUGUUGGGCUGCACGCGCGGCCGCAGAGGGAGUGGAACUUCGGUUUUGUCGGUGUCGGUCGUGGGCAGCAGAGUAAUAAAGGCCAUGGCGCCGGCGGAAAUCCUGAACGGGAAGGUGGUCUCCGCGCAAAUAAGGGAGAGACUGAAGAACCAAGUCACUCAGAUGAAGGAAAAAGUACCUGGCUUCACACCUGGCCUGGCAAUUUUGCAGGUUGGUGACAGAGAUGAUUCCAAUCUUUAUAUAAAUGUGAAGCUGAAGGCUGCUGAGGAGAUUGGGAUCAAAGCCAUUCACAUUAAAUUACCAAGAUCAGCCACAGAAUCUGAGGUGUUAAAGUGCAUCACAUCCUUGAAUGAAGACUCCACAGUACAUGGAUUUAUAGUGCAGCUACCUUUAGAUUCAGAGAAUUCCAUUAACACUGAAGCAGUCAUCAAUGCUAUUGCACCUGAAAAGGAUGUGGACGGAUUGACUAGUGUCAAUGCUGGGAAACUUGCUAGAGGUGAUCUCAGUGAUUGUUUUAUUCCUUGUACACCCAAAGGAUGCUUGGAACUCAUCAAAGAGACAGGGGUGCAGAUUGCUGGAAGGCACGCUGUCGUGGUUGGGCGCAGUAAAAUAGUUGGUGCCCCGAUGCAUGACUUGCUGCUGUGGAAUAAUGCCACAGUAACCACCUGCCACUCUAAGACUGCCAAUCUGGAUGAGGAGGUUAAUAAAGGUGACAUCCUAGUGGUUGCAACUGGUCAGCCUGAAAUGGUGAAAGGGGAGUGGAUUAAACCUGGGGCAGUCGUCAUUGACUGUGGAAUCAAUUAUGUCCCAGACCAUACAAAACCAAAUGGGAGGAAAGUUGUGGGUGAUGUGGCUUACGAGGAGGCUAAAGAACGAGCGAGCUUCAUCACACCUGUCCCCGGCGGUGUUGGGCCCAUGACUGUGGCAAUGCUAAUGCAGAGCACAGUAGAGAGUGCACAGCAUUUCCUGGAGAAAUUUAAGCCAGGAAAGUGGACGAUUCAGUACAACAACCUUAACCUGAAGACACCGGUUCCAAGUGACAUUGAUAUAUCACGAUCUUGCAAACCGAAGUCCAUUGGUAACCUGGCUCGAGAAAUUGGCCUGCUCUCAGAAGAGGUAGAAUUAUAUGGUGAAACAAAGGCCAAAGUUCUGCUGUCAGCGCUAGAGCGCCUGAAACACCAGCCUGACGGGAAAUAUGUGGUGGUAACUGGAAUAACUCCAACACCCCUGGGAGAAGGGAAAAGCACAACCACAAUUGGACUGGUACGCCUUGGUGCCCACCUUCAUCAGAACGUCUUUGCGUGUGUACGACAGCCUUCUCAGGGCCCUACUUUUGGAAUUAAAGGUGGCGCUGCAGGAGGUGGCUACUCCCAGGUUGUUCCUAUGGAAGAGUUUAAUCUUCACCUCACUGGUGACAUCCAUGCUAUCACUGCAGCUAAUAACCUCGUCGCUGCGGCCAUCGAUGCUCGAAUGUUCCAUGAACUGACCCAGACAGACAAGGCUCUCUUCAAUCGUUUGGUACCAGCAGUAAAUGGAAUAAGAAAGUUCUCUGAUAUCCAACUCCGAAGGUUACGGAGACUAGGCAUUGAGAAGACAGACCCUACCACACUGACAGAUGAAGAGAUAAACAGAUUUGCAAGACUGGAUAUUGAUCCAGAAACCAUAACUUGGCAAAGAGUGUUGGAUACCAAUGACAGAUUCCUGAGGAAGAUCACAAUUGGACAGGCACCAACAGAGAAGGGGCACACACGGACGGCCCAGUUUGAUAUUUCUGUGGCCAGUGAAAUCAUGGCUGUCCUGGCUCUCACCAGUUCUCUGGAAGACAUGAGAGAGAGACUAGGCAAGAUGGUGGUGGCAUCCAGCAAGAAAGGGGAGCCUAUCAGUACUGAAGACCUGGGUGUGAGUGGGGCACUCACAGUGCUGAUGAAGGAUGCGAUCAAGCCCAAUCUCAUGCAGACACUAGAGGGCACUCCAGUGUUUGUUCAUGCUGGCCCCUUUGCCAACAUUGCACAUGGGAAUUCAUCCAUCAUUGCAGACCGGGUUGCACUCAAGCUUGUUGGCCCGGAAGGCUUUGUAGUGACUGAAGCAGGAUUCGGUGCAGAUAUUGGAAUGGAAAAGUUCUUUAACAUCAAAUGCCGUUAUUCUGGACUCCGUCCUCACGUUGUGGUGCUUGUUGCCACUGUCAGGGCUCUGAAGAUGCAUGGGGGUGGCCCCACGGUCACUGCUGGACUGCCUCUUCCCAAGGCUUACACAGAGGAGAACCUGGAGCUGGUUGAAAAAGGCUUCAAUAACUUGAGGAAACAAAUAGAAAAUGCCAGAAUGUUUGGAGUUCCUGUAGUGGUGGCCAUAAAUGCAUUCAAGACAGACACAGAGGCUGAACUGGACCUCAUCGGCCAUCUUGCCAGAGAACAUGGAGCUUUUGAUGCUGUCAAGUGCACUCACUGGGCGGAAGGGGGCAAGGGUGCCUCAGCCCUGGCCCGGGCUGUUCAGAGAGCAGCACAGGCACCCAGCAACUUCCAGCUCCUCUAUGACCUUGAGCUCCCAGUUGAGGAUAAAAUCAGGAUCAUUGCGCAGAAGAUCUAUGGCGCAGAUGACGUUGAAUUGCUUCCCGAAGCUCAGCACAAAGCUGAAGUCUACACAAAGCAGGGCUUUGGGAAUCUACCCAUCUGCAUGGCCAAAACACACUUGUCUUUGUCUCACAACCCAGAGCAGAAAGGGGUGCCUACGGGCUUCGUUCUGCCCAUUCGUGACAUCCGUGCCAGUGUCGGUGCUGGCUUUCUGUACCCUUUAAUAGGGACGAUGAGCACAAUGCCUGGACUCCCUACCCGGCCCUGCUUUUAUGAUAUUGAUUUGGAUCCUAAAACGGAACAGGUGAAUGGACUGUUUUAAACAGAUCACCCAUCUUCAAGAAGCUACUUUGCAAGUUUGGCCAAUGUCAGUCAGGCCUACUGAGUUAGGAAGUGUGGAGACAUGGCAAGAAGUCAGCUCCAGCCCUGAAGAUCUUCUGAAAUAAAUAGUGGGGGUUUUCCCAAAAGCCUUUCUAUAUCCUUAAUUUUCAUCAUCAUGUAUAAAUUAACAUAAAUCAUGCACAUGUCUGUUUACCUUAGUGAGGAUCCACAGAAUAAAAGGAAUAAUUUUGCUAUCUUGGUGUCAAAAUAUAAACCAUAGUGUUAAUAGACUGCUGCAAUAUUGCUUCUAUCCUGUGAGUGCAUUUAUUGGGCAGCCGCUUGGGCUGAAGAAGCAAGUUGCAGUGUGUACUUUGUUUGUAGGGGGACAUGUAUGCGUGCUCGUGUAUCUCUGUGAGGACACAUAAUUCAGGAGACCUCCUGAGAAGGUCAGAUAGAAGCAGAGUAUGGAGGAAGACUUGCCUUUUUACUUUAUACCUUUCUCUGUUCAUCUCCCUUCUUCUUUGGGAAGUAUUGCUUAUAUCGGUUUUUGAUCUAAACUUCCUUUGAAUUCUCAUUUCUGUCAUAGAAUUGGCAUUGUUUAUUUUUAAAGUCCUCAAGAAGGAUGGUGGAAUCACUAGCGUUGGAUCCUGCCAGAGAGUACUGCAUCCCCACCGGAACCAGUGCUGCCCAUUGCUGAUAUGGGCAAUGCCUUUUCUCCAGGCAUUCUUGGGUUUAUUAUGUUUAAUCCCCUGGGUCCACAUCAGAGAUGUAAUAGUUUUAGGAAGCAAUUGACAGAGGGGUCAUGAGCACAGAACCCAGCUUUGCUCCUUAAUGCCUCACUUAGCUGUCUGCACCCAAACCACAUCCACACCACGGGCACUUGUCAGUGCCUUCCCAUGAGGGUGCUUGUUGAAGCAAACAAAUCACAUCAGACUUUGUACAGUGAUGAAAGUUU